Messenger RNA from Hydra vulgaris (swiftwater hydra), 2842 nucleotides. RefSeq lists its product as uncharacterized. Gene Ontology annotation, cellular component: nucleus. Lineage: Eukaryota; Metazoa; Cnidaria; Hydrozoa; Anthoathecata; Hydridae. Gene Ontology annotation, molecular function: DNA binding. The record is from RefSeq and is a predicted model, not a curated record.
AUUAACAAAUUGGGUUAUGUCAUAUAUUCCUAAUCCUAUUAAAGAAAUAGCUACUACGCAAAUUAAUACAUUAAAAUCUACAGUUUCUAAUUUGUAUGAAAAAGUAGGAUUUAAAAGUGAACAAGUUAGAAAACCUAUAGAAUCUAAAAAAGAAAAGAAGAGAGACAAGAAGAGAGAAAAGAAACCAAUAGAGUUUAAAUUAACACAAUCAGCUGUUUGAAAUGUGACAAGACAAUUUUCAGCUCAAGGUGUUGAAGGAUAUGAUGCUUUGUCCUUUAUGAAAAAAGCUAAAAAUAAUGUAGGGGAGGUAGGGGAGCAUUGGGCAGUUGGGAGGUUUGGGCAUCCCCUCAUUUCUCACCAUCUUUUCUAGAUAUUUUUUGUUUUUUACCAUAGCAUUAUAGUUUUAUAAUUGGCAACACUUUUCAUCAAAAGUGUCAGCUGUCGUUUCACUUGGUUGUCAAGUUACAUGCGCUUAACAGUUUGUUGCGUUCAAAAGUAAAUAUUUUGUUUAUGAUUUGAAGAAAGAUAACAAAGAAAUCUGCAAGAAAUUGACAAUGCCGUUUUUAUUUAAAAAGAAAAAUAAACGACGUGAAAUCCCUAAAGAUGUAAUUUUGCGUGCAUUGGAAGAGGUUUCUAAAGGAGGAAAAAAUAAAACUACUGCGAUUAAAUAUGAUAUACCCAGGUCUAACCUUCAAAGAUACAUAAAACAGGGUGGCGCUGUGAAAGAUACUUCUUGUAAAUAUAUAUCAUCCCAAAUAUUCACAAAAGAUGAAGAAGAAAAAAUUUCAGAAUAUUUUGUAACAUUGUUUAAACUUAACCAUGGAAUGUCAAAACUGAAAGCACGCGAAUUAGAAUACGAAUAUGCCACUGCCAUUAAUAAAAAAAUACCAGACAACUGGAUAGAGAAGAAACUUGCAUCGAAAGAUUGGCUAAGGGGAUUUUUUAAAAGACAACCUCAGCUUUCGAUAAGGACCCCAGAAGCUACUAGUCUCUCACGUGCCACAAGUUUCAAUAAGAAAAAUGUUAGAGGUUUUUUUGAAAAUCUUAGCACUGUAUAUGAACGACACCGUUUUGGCCCUGAGUCUAUUUACAAUAUAGAUGAAACUGGAUUAUCAACAGUACAACGAACCCAGAAAGUGAUUGCUCUCAGAGGCACUAAGCAAGUUGGGCAAGUAACGUCAGCUGAAAGAGGGACACUUGUAACUGUUUGCUGCGGCAUUAAUGCAUUGGGUAACUCAAUACCACCCUUUUUCAUAUUCCCACGAGUUAUUUUCAAAACAUAUAUGUUAAAUGAUGCACCUGUUGGUUCAGAUGGAGCAGCACAUCCUUCAGGGUGGAUGACAGCAUCAAGUUUUUUAAAAUAUAUACACCAUUUUAAAAAAUACGCAAAACCAACGCCUUCAUCACCAGUUCUAUUGCUGCUGGACAAUCACGAGAGCCAUAUUUCUGUACCAGUUCUCGAUUUUUGUAUAGAAUCAGGCAUUGUUUUAAUAACUUUCCCACCGCACUGCAGCCAUAAACUGCAACCCCUAGACCUGACUGUCUAUGGACCACUCAAAACUUAUUAUAACACUGCUGUAACAGAUUGGAUGGUGAGCAAUCCUGGCAAAACGAUAACAAUUUAUGAAAUCCCAAAAUUAGCAGAAAAGGCCAUCCCACUUGCAUUCAAGUUGCAAAAUAUUCAAACGGGAUUUGAAAAAUCUGGCAUUUGGCCAUUCAAUUCAAACAUUUUCUCUGAUGAAGAUUUCGUUUGUUCUUCUAUAACUGAUCGCUACUUGCCGGGAGAGAAUAAUGUUGCUACAGAAAAAUCGAUUUCAGACCAACCUAUCAUGGAACAGCCUUCAACAGAAGAAAAUCUGAGACUAGAAGAUCGUACUAGUUCAAAUGUGGAAGUCACUGGGCCAUCUCAACUUGAAUCUCUAUCUAAAAGCCAGACUAGUGGCACUGUCAAUGUAACACCUGAUUUAGUAAGACCAUAUCCGAAAGCCGGCCCCAGGAAAUUGGGUGGCAUGAAACGGAAGAAAGGAAAAAUUAGAAUAUUGACAGACACACCCGAGAAAAGACUUAUAGAAAUUGAAGAAAAAAAAAAAAAAGAAAAAAUAAGAUCAAAGAGCUCAAAAAAAAUCGAAAAUGCUCUAAAAAUGAGAAAAACAGGAAGAUUAGUAGUGACUAAGAUUAGUAUGAUGAAAUAAAAAAUGUUUCCGAUUCUGACGAAGCCUUUGUUGAAAUCGAUUCAUCAAAAGAAGAUUUUGAUGUAGACGAUGUGAUUGUUCUGGAUAGAAAUUUCCAGGUUAAUAACUUUGUGUUGGUUAAAUUUGACACCAAAAAAACUGUUUAUCAUUAUGUUGGAAUUGUCGAAGAGGUUAAUCACUCCAUGGCAACUGUCAAAUUCAUGAGAGCGAGUAAGAUAAGAAAUACGUUUAUGUUUCCUGACAUCGAGGACGUAGCCAGUGUCCCCCUGGAGGAUAUAAAGACAAAAUUGCCUACACCAUCAACAUGGAUAAAACGUGGCAGCUUAAAAUAUAAAUUUGACAAGCCUCUUUGGGUCAUACCAAAUAUAAGAUAAGUCUUAUUAGGUCCAACAUUGUGGAGUAUUGAUUCCAAGUAACAUUGUUUAAUCUUUUGUAAAGUCUAUAAUAUGAAAAAAUGUUUGUGUUACAAUUUUUUAUAGCAAUGCUAUAUAACACUUAAGCAUAUGAGUAUAGUAAAACAAUAUCGUUCAUAUUAAAUACAGUGCCCAAACCUCCCCAUAGGGGUGCCCAAACCUCCCAACCACGGGGAGGUUUGGGCACUUUGGACACGUGUUAGAAAACCUUUUGUAACUUUGCAACUAAUUAUAAUA